Molecule: messenger RNA, 6734 nt
Organism: Cherax quadricarinatus
Lineage: Eukaryota; Metazoa; Arthropoda; Malacostraca; Decapoda; Parastacidae
Source: RefSeq, a predicted model, not a curated record
UAAUUUAUGUCUAUGAAGCCUCUGUCAAUAGAGGAGACUAUUAUGGUUCAUAGUGGUAAAAGCACACAUACAGCAAAAGGUGACCUUUAUUAGUAUGACUUUGCACCUACAUUAGGCUUUAUCAAAUGCAAAAACUAUCAGAUAUUGCAACAUACAUACAUGUAUGCAUGUAAUAUUACCAGGGAUUUGAAAAUCUGUUAAGAGCUUUAGUCUUGCAGGAGUUAACAAUUUGUUUAGGAAAUCUCAGGAUGGAAAGGGCUCUUUCUGUGUAUUCUUGCUCUUAAUGUAGGUGUUCAUUACUACAAAUCCGAUGAUGCAUAAAAAGAAAUCUACUACCACCCCAUCUUUGUUCUGAGGUUAUGAUAGGUUAAGUGGGGAAUUAAGUUGUCUUUAUUUGUUGCUUCCUGUGGACUUUGUAGCUGGAGGUGUCAUUAUUCCUAAUAAGAACAUCUAGGAAUGGUAAGGAAUCAUACUGCUCUUCUAAGGUGAACUGUAUAGAGGGUUCCACAUGGAUGAAUUGGUCCCUGAAGCUGUGAAGAUUGAAUGUUUAAGUAGUAUAACUAACACAUCAUUGACAUACCUUAACCAUGUAAUUUGGUGGGAUUGAUGUGGGCAAACCUGCUUCUGUUUAGAUGGUCAAAAUAGAGAAUGGUCAGUACUGCACUAAGAGAACCCAUGGCUAUCCCAGAUGUCUAUUGUAUAACCUGUCUUCACAUGAGAACAGGUUGAAAGUCCACACAGUUUGAUUAAGUCAAUGAAAUCCUCUGCAGGUACAUUUUCAAAAAUAACUCCAUAGGGAAGCAGAGAAGAAUCUUCCCUCCAUAAGCAGUGUUUGUCAUAAAAAGAAGAAAAACUUUGCUUUUUCUUUUUUGGGUCAUCUUGCCUUGGUGGGAGAUGGCCAUUGUAUUAAGUGAAUUCAGAAAUGAGUAGAAAUAGCAUGUAGAUAUACUUAAUGUACAUACAAUAUAUAGAAUUAUUUAUAUAAUCCUAUCUCAGAAUUGUGAUCAGUUUUCUUGGUCAAGUAUACUUGGACUCUUAUCUACUUUCAAUUUAAUUAAUCAUUGUUUUAUGUUUAGAAAACUUGUUAACUAAUUGCUAGUUAAUGCUAUACAGAUCAUGAAUUUUUAAUGCUCCAUUGUCACACAGGUGCAAGGAAAAACUGCUUCCUGACAUACCAAGAAAGUUGAGCUGCAUCGGCAGUCAUCAAGCUCAUGGUAGUUUUGUGUGCUCGUGCAUUAUUUGGCUGAAAAGAAAAUACAGUAAAGAAUAAAAAGGCACAAUACCGUGACUGGAAGCAUACAAUAAACAUGGGAAACUGAAACUUAAGAUGACAUUUCACUCCGACUUGGACCAUUAACUAGUCAGAGACAAAGCCAGACUGACGCGCAAGCGGCUGGCAGCGGUGGGUUGACAUGUACCAUAUGGCUGAUAAGCAAAAUAACGGCUGAUAACCGGAAGCUGAAAAACCGGCUGCUAUGCGGAGCAACCGAUAACCGAGGGUCCACUGUAUACCCUAUCUUGGCGAGAGAUGGCCGGUCUACACUGAUAGUGAACAUGCAGUGCAGUAACAGUAUUCAGUGUUAUAAAGCUGUUGUAACAUUCAGUGCCAUACGGUUCUUGUAACGAUCAUAAGACUGUUGUCAGUGGUAUACGGUGUUAUUAAUACCUUAUCAUCACAAACAUUGUACCGUGUUAUUAAGAACAUAUCAUUGUUACAAUCACUGUACAGUGUUAUUAAGAGUACCACAUCAUCACAAAACACUAUAUACUGCUGUUAAUAAUACCACAUCAUUUCUAACACUACAGUGUUAUUAAGAACACAUCAUUACACACAUUGUGCAGUACUAUUAGGGGCUCCAUAUCAUCACAAACACUACAGUGUCAACAUGUUUGAAAAUUCCCCUCAAUAACCUAAGAUGAUGUUGCUUCCUCAGCACCUGGUGUACUAUGAAGAUAAAUUGCACUAAAAAUUGACUUACCAAAAGGCCUUUGCAUGUAAUAUCAGUAGCAACGAAUUUACAAGUCAAGGGGUGCUCUGUGACCUGUGCUGGUCUAGCACUUUUAUGUGAAUAAUUAUUAAUACUGUAUAUGGAGUUAGUAAUUUUUGUUAAUUUUUCUCAACUGUUUAUACUGUGUUUUUAAGACCUUAUACAAGAGUAAAAUCCUGCAUUGGAUAAUGAAAAGAUUUUAUGUGAGGCUUUAAACCUGUGUGGGUCACAACACAAGAAGUGGUGAAGGCUUAUUCUUCUUUCCAUGUGGGUCAUUCAACACAAGGAGUGACAGAUUCACAAUCAUCUGUCUGCUUAUUGCAAGACAUAUAUGAUAUACACAAUUUUUUUGACUCGGGCAUUGUGUGAAGGUUAAACUUCUCUUGAACUACUGUUCUAUUUAGCAGUAAUGCAAAUAAAUUAAGAUGUUACACCUGCUACUCCAAAUUUGAUGUUUACUUUAUUGUAUUCCAAAUUUUCUAUCCACAACUUGAAUAGAACAUAUUAUGUAACUUAGUUGUAAAAUAUUCUAGUCACUGUAUUCUGAUUUAUUCAUGUGCUUGGAUUUUCUAAAGUUCAAUCUCAAGUUUGUUGCUCGACAUCAAUGCAUCAGUAUGAUCAUUUCAGUUAAUCAUACUUUUCUUUAAUAUUUACAAAUGUUUUCGUAUUUCUGUAUAUUCUAGAGUAUAAGGUGCUGUAUGACCCACACAGGUUUGAUCCAUUUUUAGGACUGCUACUUUUAUUACUAAUAGUUGCAAUAUAAAUGUCAUCUUUGUAUAGAAACACUAAUUCCUGAAAUUGAAAAUUUAUGGUCAUAUAACAUUUAGUUUCUCACUGUCAGUUAUUUAUUUUUGAGAAAUAUGAUUUUCUCUUGAAAAACUGUAUGUAGUGUUGUGUAAAUCUUUCUACACAGAGUAAUGUCUAGGAGGAAAUACAGAGGAGUAUUUACUAUAUAGUUUAGGGUGAGAAUUUUCAGCAAGUUUUAGAGAAUUAUUAAAAUAUUUAGUUUUUAAAUUAUUAUAAGACAUAUAAUAAAUUAUUUUUUUUACCUCAACAGCCAUAUCCUACUAAGGUAGGGUGACUGAAAGAAUAAGACACAUUAACCAUUAUUCAUUCUGUCAGUUUUUUCCAGAAUUGUGUUGACAAUAUAAUACAGAUUACUCUCUUGACUACAUCGUCCCCACCCUCCCUCUUGACUACAACAUCUCCACCUUUCCUUUGAAGUUCAGGCAUUGCCUUUCUUUCCUCUAGCACUCAAGUUUGGCUAACUGUUUUUUCUGGUAUCCCUUCGUAGAAGUUACAUAUUGUUAGAAAUCAUUUCAUUUUUUAUGGUCAGGUUUUGCCGCACCAAUAUACCUUAGCAUCAUUUUUUAGAAAAUAAUAUAUUUAUGAUUUAAUGUCACAGUAUUUGUUUAUAAAUAUCAGUACAUUAUACCAACACAGUUCAGUAUAUUGUCUUAAGUGUUCUUCACUUUCUAGACAUAUAAGUGAAGUUUUAGAACACACACACCCAGGAGCUUAUUCAGUGUAAAAACCACAGUGUUGUGUCACAACUACCUCUUACCAAAUACUUGCAACAAUGCAUGUGAAUGUUGAUACAGAAGAAGAGAAGCCUUAUCAGUGCUCCGUGUGCCAAAAGCAAUUUCCCAAAAAAUCUAAUUUAUUAAAGCAUGGAAGAGUUCAUACAGAUGAGAAAGUACACCACUGUACUGAAUGUCCAAGAAGCUUCACAUAUAGAUCAAAUCUAGUAAUACAUAUGAGAAUUCAUUCAGGUGAGAAACCUUAUCAGUGUUCUGUUUGUCAAAAAGACUUUCGGCAAAAAUCAGGUUUAACGUCUCAUAUGAGAGUUCACACAGGAGAGAGACCUUUUAAGUGUCCAGUGUGUGAGAGUAGCUUUACAUUGAAAGCACAUGUGGCAGGACACAUGAGAGUCCAUACAGGAGAGAAACCAUACCAGUGUUCAGAAUGUCUGAAAUACUUUACGAAAAAGUCAAGUCUAGCAAUACAUGAGAGAAUUCAUUCAGGAGAGAAGCCAUACUCAUGUUCAGUGUGUCUGAAAAACUUUCGACAAAAAUCUGAUCUUAUAUCUCACGUUAGACUUCAUACUGGUGAGCGACCUUUUCACUGUACAAAGUGUUUAAAAACCUUUACGCUAAAAUCACAUUUAGCAGUACAUAUGAAAGUGCAUACAGGAGAGAAACCAUACAAGUGUUCUGAGUGCACAAAAUAUUUUACAACAAAAUGUUAUCUUAAAAAACACAUGAGGAUCCAUACUGGAGAGAGACCUUAUCCUUGUACAGAAUGCAUAAAAACUUUCACAUGUAAAUCAUACCUUGAAUCUCACAUGAGAGUUCAUUCGGGAUACAAACCCUAUCAGUGUUCAGAGUGCCUAAAAAGCUUUUCCAAAAAAUCUAAUCUAGUAACACAUGUAAAACUACAUACUGGAGAGAAACCUUAUCGAUGUUUAGUAUCUAAGAAACUCUUCACAAAAAAACUCACUUGAUAAUGCAUGUGAGAAUUCAUGCAGUUAUGAAAAUCCAGUAUAGUAAUCAAUGCUGUAGCUCGUGCAAGAGAAAAUUUUAUAUGACCUUUCAAAGUAUGUCUUAAAGGGAAUGGACAAUUAAGGAUUUAUAACAGUUAUAAUCUAGUAACAGAAUUAAAGUCAAAGUAGGUGUUGAAUCAUAUUUAUAUGUAGAAAGCUUUUAACCCUUUGAGGGUUUCGGCCGUACUAGUACGGCUUACGACCCAGAGUUUUUGACGUACUAGUACGCCUAAAUUCUAGCGCCCUCAAAUCUAGUGGGAGAAAGCUGGUAGGCAUACAUAUAAAAGAAUGGGUCUAUGUGGUCAGUGUGCGCAGUAUAAAAGAAAUCCUGCAGCACACAGUGCAUAAUGAGAAAAAAAACUUUGACCGUGUUUUUGGAAUAAAACAGCAACUUUGCACUGUAUUUUUGUAUGGUAUUUAUUGUUUAAUUCUAGUUUUCUUGGUCUCAUUUUAUAGAAUGGAAGACAUAUUACAGAAAUUGAGAUGAUUUUGACUGGUUUUACAAUGAAAAGUACCUUGAAAUUGAGUUCAAAGUAGCAGAAAUGUUCGAUUUUUACCAAAGUUCAAAAGUAAACAAAUCAUGCCAAGCGUCCAAUACACGUCAACUGGUGAGUUUAAUAUUAUUUCACAAGUGCGCUGAUAUUAUUUAUACUAUUUCUACACUAAUGCAGCAGUCUGCAUAACAGUAAAUCUUCUAUUUUUUGUAAAAAUAAAAAUUGAAAGUGGAAAGCCGAUGAAAUAUAAGAGGGGCCUGGGGAUGCAACUAACGAACAGAGAAAAUGUUAUUUUAGUGCCAGGAAUGUCUUUCUUGUUUAUUCUGGACCCUAUUUGGAAAUUGGCAUUUUUUUAAAUUUGUGUGAAAUUGGAAAAAUUGCUAAUUCUGACCACUGUAUUGGAUAGUUGAAAUUAGUAAAUGGGUGGUUUCUUGCACUCAUUCAAUAGAAAAAAUGGAGUUCUAGAGAAAUAGUUAUGAUUUUUGUCGACUAGUACACUGGAAUUGGCCGAAAAUAGGGCUCAAAGUGGGCAAAAUUGCCGAUGCGUAAAGAUCGUCAAGACCGCUAACUUCGAAAGAGCAUAAUUCCGUAAGCUUUCCAUCAAAUUUCAUACCUUUGGUGUCAUUAUGAUUGGGAAAAGAUUCUCUAUCUUUUCAUAAGAUUUUUUUUUUUUUUUUUUUUUUAAAUUUGGCCGACCCUGAGAACAAGUCUCGGAGAGGGCCUGUCGACCCUCAAAGGGUUAAUAUAAAUAUAUUCUAAUAUAUUUGAGUGUUUUUAAAAAUAGAAAAAAAAAUUUUUUUUACCUCAGCUGCCAUCUGCCAAGGCAGAGUGACUCAAAGAAAAAAAAAAUUCAUCAUCAUUCAUUCAGUUGCUGUCUUGCCAGAAAUAUUCUAAAAUCUAAAUUCAGAUUACCCUCUGACUGCAGUCCCCCCUUCCCUCUAGAAUGCAGGCACUGCCCUUCCCACUUCCACAAUUCAAGGCCAGCUAACCUGUUUCCCUAAAUCACUUCAUAAAAGCUACCUUGCUUACACUCCAACAGCAUAUCCAUUAAAAACCACUUGUUACCAUUCACUUUUAUCUAACAUUCUUACUUAAGCCUACUGGAUGUUCAAGCCCCUAAAACUCGAAGCCUUUUUCAUCUCCCUUCAACUGUUCCUGGGAUGGCCCCUUUCCCUCCUACUUUCUAUCACUUAUUGUAUGGCAAGUUUAUUCUAUUAACACUUCAUUUAGGAAACAAUUUGUAAAAUCAUGUAGACUGCAAUAAUAUAUAUUGCUAUAUUAAUUAGAAUUAGAAGAAUUACAAUUGUAUAUAUCAUACCUGAAUGAAACGUGUAAUUGUAAUUGAAGCUGAACUUCACCAAAAUUAAUGUUAAACUUUGCGAGUUUAUACGACACAAGGCUUGGAAGACAAAAUAAGCAGCUAGAAAAUUACAGUGGACCCCGGUAUUCGAUGGCAUCAGUAUUCGAUAAAUCCGGUAUUCGAUGCGUUUUAACGCAAAAAUUUUGCCUCGGUAUCCAAUUGAAAACCCAGUAUUCGAUACGAUUCGUACGAGACGUGUCCACUUGUGGCCUGAACUGCCCCGUGUGUGCCAGUGUUUACAAGCCAGCCAGUGUGCGCGCAUCUAAAGAUACAUUCGGUACAUUCCAUAUUAUCACUGUUUUUGGUGCUUGUUUCUGCAAAAUAAGUCACCAUGGGCCCCAAGAAAGCUU